Petromyzon marinus (sea lamprey) is the source of this 2215-nucleotide messenger RNA. Its product is annotated as vitamin D3 receptor-like. NCBI's taxonomy places the organism in Eukaryota, Metazoa, Chordata, Hyperoartia, Petromyzontiformes, Petromyzontidae. Gene Ontology annotation, biological process: negative regulation of transcription by RNA polymerase II; positive regulation of transcription by RNA polymerase II; cell differentiation. Gene Ontology annotation, cellular component: nucleus. Gene Ontology annotation, molecular function: zinc ion binding; vitamin D response element binding; nuclear receptor activity. The record is from RefSeq and is a predicted model, not a curated record.
CCCGGCGGGAUUCGCCGUUCCCAAGCCGGAUCUGCGGACGGGAAGCCUCCGUGACAUCAGCGCGACCACGAGCCGAUUGUUCGAGGAACCUAACAGAGGCACGCGUUUAAGUCGGGGGUUCCUCGGUGGAAGGGGGGGGUGUAGAGGCGAGGGCGAGGAGGAGGGAGGAGGGAGGGGGGGCGAUCCUCGGGCAGCAGAGACCGCAUCCCUCUCGCCGCCACAGCGGACGGCCCCACCGCUUUGCUGCCUGCCGCGUGGGUCGCGACCAGCGGGGAGGCGGUCGCCGCGUCUCAAGGGGAAGGAGGAGGGCAGGGACAGCGCCGCGGGAGGUUUGCGGCACAGCGCGUGGGCGCUCUUCGCGGCGCCGCCGGUGGGAGGGGGAGGCAUGACGGACGUACGCAUGGACAGCCCCGUCAACAACAACAACAACAGCAGCAGCAGCAGCGCGUUCUGCGUCGACGCGCACAUGCAGGACUUGAGCAGGGGGGGCGUGCGCGUGUGCGGCGUGUGCGGCGACCACGCCACGGGCUACCACUUCAACGCGAUGACCUGCGAGGGCUGCAAGGGCUUCUUCAGGAGGAGCAUGAAGCGUGAUGCAACCUACACCUGCCCACUGGGUGGCCACUGCACCAUCACCAAGGACAACCGACGUCACUGCCAAGCAUGCCGGCUCAAACGCUGCACGGAGAUCGGCAUGAUGAAGGAGCUGAUAAUGACGGAGGAGGAGAUGCAACGCAAGAAGGAGAUGAUGCUCAAGCGCAAAAUGGAGUGUGACGGCAGCGAGAGGGUGCGGCUGCAGCUCAGCGACGAGCAGGACCAUCUCAUCACGGAUCUCAUCGAGGGUCACCGCAAGACUUACGACGACACCUACUCCGACUUCUCGGAAUUCCGACCGCCGGUUCGCAAGAGUGACAACAGCUCAGAGGAGGGGUUCUGCUCGUCACCAAUGGGCUUACAUCUCGAGAAAAGCAACUCCACCUGCUCGUCCCCUACCUCUGCCCUGAGCGUGGGCAUGAGCUUGGGGAACAUCUUCAGCAUCCUGCCCAUGUGCACGGACGACGGGAGCGACGAGGUCACGGCCAAUCCGCCCUUGACCAUGCUGCCGCACCUCGCCGACCUCGUCAGCUACAGCAUCCAGAAGGUCAUCGGCUUCGCCAAGAUCAUCCCCGAGUUCAAGGAACUCCACACCGAAGACCAGAUCGCACUGCUCAAGUCGAGUGUGAUCGAGAUCAUCAUCUUGCGCUCCAACCAGUCCUUCUCCUUGGAGGACAACUCCUGGACGUGCGGCAGCAACGAGUUCAAGUACUGCAUCACGGACGUCACCCAGGCAGGCCACUCCAUGGAGCUCAUGGAGCCCCUGGUGAAGUUCCAGGUUGGCCUCAAGAAGCUGAAUCUCCAUGAAGCGGAGCAUGUGCUGCUCAUGGCCAUCUGCAUCUUCUCUCCAGACCGUCCGGGCGUGACGGAUCGUGACCGCGUGGAGGCUUGCCAGGAGCGGCUCUCGGAGACGCUGCGCACCUACAUCUCGUGCCACCACCCGCCGCCGGGCGGCCACCUCCUCUACCCCAAGAUGGUGCAGAAGCUGGCCGACCUGCGCAACCUGAACGAGGAGCACUCCAAGCAGUACCUGGAGAUCUCUCGCAAGGAGGGCGUCGUUGACGACCUCACGCCCCUUCUCGUCGAGGUGUUCGGCUCCCCGCUACCCUGAGGCAGGGUCCCAUUAUGCUGGCCUUCUUCUGGCUGCUCUUCCCAGAAUGCUCUUCGUCUUCGCUCUAUCCUUGCUGCCCUUCUUCUCGCUGCUCUUCCCAGAAUCAUCUUCUUCACAAUGACCGUGUUUGUACUUGGUGCCACCCUGCUUAAGUUCUCACUUCUUCUCUCGGUCCUUCAUGCUGCCGCUUGUUCAUGUGCUGCCUUUCUUUACACUUAACUUCAUCUUGGCUGCCCUGCUUGACGCUGCCCAGCCACCCCGGUUGGUCAACUCUCACGUGCGCGCGUGCACCCGAUGCACCUAACGACGCAUCGAUCCCCCAUUCGACUCUCACGCUCGCAAUACGAGCGUCGAGUUAUGCGCGUGAUAAUCUGUGAUGUUGGACGUGUCGAGGACUGCACCAUUGCAGCCAUUCGUCGAAGUGUGUUCCCAUGACCUCCUUGCAACCACUACAGGUUAUUGUAUUCAUCACAAAGUCUAAGAUUGUCGCAAGUGGGAGGCACUGGGGGG